Aplosporella prunicola CBS 121167 is the source of this 891-nucleotide messenger RNA. RefSeq lists its product as uncharacterized. Gene Ontology annotation, molecular function: actin filament binding. The transcript has 5 exons. The record is from RefSeq and is a predicted model, not a curated record. Gene Ontology annotation, biological process: Arp2/3 complex-mediated actin nucleation; actin filament polymerization. Gene Ontology annotation, cellular component: actin cytoskeleton; Arp2/3 protein complex. NCBI's taxonomy places the organism in Eukaryota, Fungi, Ascomycota, Dothideomycetes, Botryosphaeriales, Aplosporellaceae. Bases 115 to 624 code for a protein of 169 amino acids.
CAUCAUCAUAGUAACCUGUCAGAGCACGGGGGAGCUCCAUAACGUCGCCGCAAGCUCCGUCUCGCCCACCCGCAUCGCCACGGUCGUCCGCAUUGUCGACGCCCGUCCGCCAUCAUGUCGCAAUCCCUCCGGCCCUACCUCCAAUGCGUCCGCUCCUCCCUCACCGCCGCCCUCUCGCUGUCCAACUUCGCCUCGCAAGCCUCCGAGCGCCACAAUGUGCCUGAGAUUGAGGCCGCUACCUCGCCAGAAGUCCUCCUGAACCCCUUGACCGUCUCCCGCAAUGAGAACGAGAGGGUGCUCAUCGAGCCCAGCAUUAACAGCGUGCGCAUCAGCAUCAAGAUCAAGCAGGCCGACGAGAUCGAGCACAUCCUGGUCCACAAGUUCACGCGCUUCUUGACGCAGAGAGCCGAGUCGUUCUUCAUUCUGCGGAGGAAGCCGAUCAAGGGUUAUGACAUUUCUUUCCUGAUAACGAACUUCCACACCGAGGAAAUGCUGAAGCACAAGCUGGUAGACUUCAUCAUCCAGUUCAUGGAGGAGGUGGACAAGGAGAUUUCCGAGAUGAAGCUAUUCCUGAACGCGAGAGCUCGUUUCGUCGCCGAGUCUUUCCUGACUCCUUUUGAUUGAGCGGUUUCCAAUUAUGAAUGUAUCUACUCUAGCUUCUCGGAGCAUAGCAGCCUUGGGAGGGGCUGUAUGGCGUUGCAUGGUAAAACGACAGGCGCAUAUUUGUUCGGCUCGAGCCUGUGAAGAUGAUGGCGACUUCAAGCUGCCCUGGAAAUGGUAGCUUAUGUGUGGUUGUGCGAAACGGAUCUUUGCUUAUCCGUGUAGAGCCAGAGCGAGAUGGGACGUCUAGAAAUCAACGAAUAGUCUACCACUUCUGGCUCCUUUUCCGGU